Molecule: messenger RNA, 1053 nt
Organism: Pseudomyrmex gracilis
Lineage: Eukaryota; Metazoa; Arthropoda; Insecta; Hymenoptera; Formicidae
Gene: Rrp46
Product: exosome complex component RRP46
Exons: 5
Coding region: 357-1031 (224 amino acids)
Biological process (GO): nuclear mRNA surveillance; poly(A)-dependent snoRNA 3'-end processing; U4 snRNA 3'-end processing
Cellular component (GO): nuclear exosome (RNase complex); cytoplasmic exosome (RNase complex); nucleolus
Source: RefSeq, a predicted model, not a curated record
UUCAGAACAAUUCAGUAACUGAAGUUGGAUUGCAUCAGCCAUAUCGGUUGGAUGUGCGCAGUGAAUAUUUUUGGACAAUUGUCGGUGUUUUACACCACUUUCUUUAUUAUUAUCUUUAAUUUAAACAAAUGCACAACUCCGUGGCUUGGCGUCAGGAACCCAAUCCACGGUUUUAAACCUGUUAUCAAAAAGACAUAGAAUGGCGUAUGGACUAGCUUUAUAGGUCUACUGAGCCAAAAGAGCACCAAACCAAACCAGAACAAUUCAGUACUUCGUAUUCGGCGUCGACCUAACCUCCCUUGUAUAUUUAUAUUGUAUUGUUACAUGUGUUGUUUGAAAAAUUUGUUUAUACGAAAAUGACAGAAGAAAUGAUAGAAGAAGUUACUGACAGUGAUUGCAUGUUACGACCGAUGAGUUGCGAAAUUAAUUUGUUGUCGAGAUCUGAUGGAUCCGCAAUGUUUAUGCAAGGUGACACUGCAGUUAUCGCGGGUGUAAAUGGGCCUAUAGAAGCAAAAAGCCAAAAAAUGGUGCAUGAUAGAGUUUCUGUAGAAGUAACAUAUACACCACUCGGAGGACCAGCUAAGGUCGAUGAUAGAUUAAUAGAAACAUAUAUAAGAGAUUCUUGUGAAGCUGCUGUAUUACUUUCUGUUCAUCCUAAUACCAUGAUAUGCAUCAAUCUACAAGAGAUGGAAGAUUCUGGUGGGCUGUUGGCUUGUGCUAUUAAUGCAUCAUGUUUAGCACUAAUUAAUUCAGGACUCUCCAUGAAAUGUACUAUUGCAGCUAUAACCUGCAUGAUAGAAAAAGAAACGGGAGAGAUAAUUAUAGAUCCUAAUAGUACACAAUUAAAGACUGCAAAAGCGGAAUUUACCUAUAUAUUUGACAAUAUUAACAAAGAUGUCGUAUCCUGCCACAGUGUCGGCCGAUUCUCUCAAAGCGAGUUUUUAGCUUCCAUGGAUAAGUGUAGACAAGUCAGCCAGUAUGUGUUUGCUUAUUACAGAGAAGUCACAAGAAAGUACGCAAAUACAAUAUAACAAUAUUUUAUUUUUAAAUGAU